CUCCUCCCCGGGAGCUCUCCCCUGCUCUGCCCUGCAGUCCUGCCCGGGCCGGUCAUGGCGCUGCUCCUGGAGCACGAGUUCAAGGCGCUGCCAGCUGACAAGCAGAUCGAGACCGAGCCCUUCCUGGAGGCCGUGGCACACCUGCCACCCUUCUUCGACUGCCUUGGGUCACCGAUUGUGUAUUCACCAGUCAAAGCAGAUCUCUCUGGAAACAUCAAGAAAAUCCGAGCGGUGUACGAAUCCAAUCCUGCCAAGUUCAAAACGCUGCAGAACAUUCUGGAAGUAGAGAAGGAAAUGCAUGGAUCGGCGUGGCCAAAGACUGGCGCGACGCUGGCGCUCUUGUGGCUGAAAAGGGGCCUGAAGUUCAUACAGGUUCUGCUGCAGAGCAUUUCUGAUGGCGAGAGAGAUGAGGCGAAUCCGAACCACAUCCGAGUCAAUGCGAUGAAGGCUUAUGAAAUCGCACUGAAGAAGUAUCAUGGCUGGAUGCUCCAGAAGCUCUUCACGGGCUCAGUCUAUGCUCUUCCAUACAAGUCGGACUUGCUGAAGGCUCUAGAGAAGGGCAAAGAAGUGAAUGAGGAAGAGAGUUUAGAGAAGAUCCAUCAGUUCCUAGCAAAAGCCACCCCUAUUCUGGAUGCAAUUUAUGACAUGUAUAUAAAAAUGAAUGCAGAACUGAACUACAAAGCUUAACCUUUGCACUGGACUCCUGCAGCCAAGGACAACAAAUGCUCCCAAAAUUUUAAUCCGUGGGAGCACUAGGCCUGUUUCCAUUCAUCAAGUGACUUUAAUUCUUGGCAUGGAUAUGCAGGAAAUAGCCUGGGGGAUUUUCUUUAAAAAAAAAAGAAUAGUUUUCUGUAGAAACAUAGCAAUAAAACACAAUGAUCGUUUCCCAGAUCUUGGAACUUGACACACUUUUGUACCAACUGGAGAAUGGUAAAACUAUUUCUAGUCUUUAUCUAAUUGUUUGCUUCAAAAUAUGUCUGGGGAAAUGAGAUACCAUUGGCAGUGUUUAGCUGACGCUAUUUUUCUGGCUUUACCUCAGUUUUCGGUAAGAAUGUGUCCUUCCACUAAUGCUGUAUUGUGAGAUGCAGUGAUGCACUUGGGCUACAAUGGCAGCAGAUGCCAUGCGCUAAGAGUAGUGGUGUGAACGCCGUUCUUGUAGCAUAGCUUGCCUGGACUCCUGGCCACGGUAAGAAGCUUUCACAAGAAUGCCAGAAAGAUGUUUGCAACAAAACCAGCCUUCAGUGACUUUCCCAAGUGACAUUUUAAUCUUUUAGUAAUUGCAGGGGGUUUUAUGUUUUUUAUCUUCCUGUGGGAAGAGUUUCUUCUGGAUAACUAACUUGAAACUAUCUGUAAUUUUGUAAAUCUUUUAAUUCUUGCUCCUGAGACCAAAAAAAAAAGGCCUUAAUCGUAAUUUAUGGCAGAGUUGGCCUUUAUUUUAAGGUAAUGGGAGUGGGGAAGUAGACUGAAAUAAAUGUUGGAAACUAAACCU
Gavialis gangeticus (Gharial) is the source of this 1489-nucleotide messenger RNA. It is a transcript of the gene GLTP, whose product is annotated as glycolipid transfer protein. The record is from RefSeq and is a predicted model, not a curated record. The transcript is spliced from 5 exons. Gene Ontology annotation, cellular component: cytoplasm; membrane; cytosol. The coding region runs from base 55 to 687 and encodes 210 amino acids. Gene Ontology annotation, molecular function: ceramide 1-phosphate binding; ceramide 1-phosphate transfer activity. Gene Ontology annotation, biological process: intermembrane lipid transfer; ceramide transport. Lineage: Eukaryota; Metazoa; Chordata; Crocodylia; Gavialidae.